Tetrahymena thermophila SB210 is the source of this 402-nucleotide messenger RNA. RefSeq lists its product as hypothetical. The record is from RefSeq and is a predicted model, not a curated record. The transcript is spliced from 2 exons. NCBI's taxonomy places the organism in Eukaryota, Ciliophora, Oligohymenophorea, Hymenostomatida, Tetrahymenidae.
AUGAAAUAUCACUAAAAUAUUCAAUUUAUAUGUGUGGGAGAGUUUUCAUUUGAUAGAUAAAUAUAGCUUGACUGGCCUUAAAUUAUUAAAAAAGAAAACCUUUGCAAAAAGGCAUGGAUUUUUAUGCAAUUUUCAUAAUCAUUUAUUGAGUUGGUAUGUACUAAAUAAUUUAUUAUUGAUUGGCCAUCAUAAUUAAUAAUUAAAGAAAUCUGGAGAUCAAAAUAAAUUGGUUCUUUAAAAAGAGAUAUUUUAGUCAACGCUCAUCGUAAAACUUUAUAAAUUAUUAUGAGUAUGAACUUAAAAUAUAAAAUUAGAAAAGUAUUAGUUGGUAGUAAUUAAAUUUGGUAUCUUAGUUAUUAAGAUUAUAAAGAUAAAUCAUAAUUUGUUUCUGAUAAAUUAUGA